Molecule: messenger RNA, 870 nt
Organism: Letharia lupina
Lineage: Eukaryota; Fungi; Ascomycota; Lecanoromycetes; Lecanorales; Parmeliaceae
Exons: 1
Coding region: 1-870 (289 amino acids)
Source: RefSeq, a predicted model, not a curated record
AUGGCUGGCACUACCAUGGCUGGCACUACCAUGGCUGGCACUACCAUGGCUGGCACUACCAUGGCUGGCACUACCAUGGCUGGCACUACCAUGGCUGGCACUACCAUGACUGGCACUACCAUGGCUGGCACUACCAUGGCUGGCACUACCAUGGCUGGCACUACCAUGGCUGGCACUACCAUGGCUGGCACUACCAUGGCUGGCACUACCAUGGCUGGCACUACCAUGGCUGGCACUACCAUGGCUGGCACUACCAUGGCUGGCACUACCAUGGCUGGCACUACCAUGGCUGGCACUACCAUGGCUGGCACUACCAUGGCUGGCACUACCAUGGCUGGCACUACCAUGGCUGGCACUACCAUGGCUGGCACUACCAUGGCUGGCACUACCAUGGCUGGCACUACCAUGGCUGGCACUACCAUGGCUGGCACUACCAUGGCUGGCACUACCAUGGCUGGCACUACCAUGGCUGGCACUACCAUGGCUGGCACACAGCGGCACACCAGAGCACACCAGACGGCACACCAACGCACACCAACACCAACGGCACACCAACGCACACCAGACGCACACCAACGCACUACCAUGACUGGCACUACCAUGACUGGCACUACCAUACUGGCACCCACCCACUACCAUGACCGGCACUACCACGACUGGCACUACCAACUGCACUACCAUACUGGCACUACCAUGACUGCACUACCAUACUGCACUACCAUGACUGGCACUACCAUGACUGGCACUACCAUGACUGGCACUACCAUGACUGGCACUACCAUGACUGGCACUACCAUGACUGGCACUACCAUGACUGGCACUACCAUGACUGGCACUACCAUGACUGGCACUAUCAUAGCUACCAUAUGA